Molecule: messenger RNA, 1017 nt
Organism: Prunus armeniaca (apricot)
Lineage: Eukaryota; Viridiplantae; Streptophyta; Magnoliopsida; Rosales; Rosaceae
Source: the annotation of a GenBank genome assembly
AUGGCGUUUCAUUUCCAUUCCCAUUCCCAUUUCCUUCUCUUCUUUUUUCUCACAGCAGGGCUAGCUCUACUCUUCCCCUCCACAGCAGAACCCCAUCUCACCGAAAACUACUACGAAAAAACAUGCCCCAAAUUCAACGACAUCGUCCAGCAAGUCGUGACCGACAAGCAAAUUGCGACGCCGACAACCGCCGCCGCCGUCCUCCGCCUCUUCUUCCACGACUGCGUGCUGGAAGGCUGCGACGCCUCCCUCCUCAUCGCCUCCAACUCCUUCAACAAGGCGGAGCGCGACCAUGACACCAACCUCAACAUCCCCGGCGACGGCUUCGACACCAUUGCCCGCAUCAAGACCUCCCUCGAGCUCCAGUGCCCCGGCGUCGUCUCCUGCGCAGACAUCAUCUCCGCCGCCGCCCGUAACCUCGUCAACAUGGUUGGCGGGCCCCACUACCGGGUCAGCUUCGGCCGCAAGGACGGCCUCGUGUCCCGAGCAGACCGCGUCGACGGCCACUACGCCAAGACCAACAUGACCAUCUCCGAGAUCAUCAACCUCUUCGCCUCCAAGAACCUCUCCGUACAGGACAUGGUCGUCCUCUCCGGGGCCCACACCAUAGGUUUCUCCCACUGCAAGGAGUUCAGCAACCGGAUCUUCAAUUUCAGCAAGACCUCCGACAUCGACCCGACCCUCAACGCCAAUUUCGCGAAGGGGCUGAAGAACCUCUGCGCAAAUUACACAAGUAACCCCGGCAUGUCGGCCUUCAACGACGUCAUGACCCCGGGCAAAUUCGACAACAUGUAUUUCCGCAACUUGCAGAGAGGGCUGGGUUUGUUGAGCACGGACCAAGCUCUGAUGGCGGACGAGAGGACGAAGCCGCUUGUGGAUCUGUACGCGUCAAACGAGCAAAAGUUUUUUGAGGAUUUUGCUCAGUCUAUGAUCAAGGUAAGCCUUAUGAACGUGAAGACAGGGAAACACGGAGAGGUGCGACGCAGAUGCGAUUCCUUCAACAAUCUCAAGACUUAA